Molecule: messenger RNA, 1782 nt
Organism: Psammomys obesus (fat sand rat)
Lineage: Eukaryota; Metazoa; Chordata; Mammalia; Rodentia; Muridae
Gene: Slc6a20
Product: solute carrier family 6 member 20
Exons: 9
Coding region: 5-1600 (531 amino acids)
Biological process (GO): sodium ion transmembrane transport
Cellular component (GO): plasma membrane
Molecular function (GO): L-proline transmembrane transporter activity
Source: RefSeq, a predicted model, not a curated record
GAAGAUGGCGUCACCUUCAGCAAAUGCGGUCUCCCUGUCAGAGGAUGAGGAGCUACAUCCCUCGGGAGGCCCUGGAUGCUCUGGGAAGCACCCAGGAAGACUGGGGUCAAUAGAGUGUGCCCAGCCCGGGGUUGUGGAGAAAGCGCGGCCUCAGUGGGGCAACCCCCUGCAGUUCUUACUCGCCUGCGUCUCCUACGCCGUGGGCCUGGGCAAUGUGUGGCGCUUCCCCUACCUGUGCCAGAUGUACGGCGGAGGGAGUUUCCUGGUGCCCUACAUCAUCAUGCUCAUCGUGGAGGGGAUGCCACUCUUGUACCUGGAGCUGGCCGUGGGGCAGCGCAUGCGGCAGGGCAGUAUCGGGGCCUGGAGGACCAUCAGCCCCUACCUCAGUGGUGUCGGCAUUGCUAGCUUGGUGGUCUCCUUCUUUGUCUCUGUGUACUACAAUGUCAUCAACUCCUGGGCCAUCUGGUACCUCUUCCACUCCUUCCAGGAUCCCCUGCCAUGGUCUGUCUGUCCACUGAAUGGUAACCGCACAGGCUAUGAGGAGGAGUGUGAGAAGGCCUCAUCGACACAGUACUUCUGGUACAGGAAAACACUCAACAUCUCACCGUCCAUCCAGGAGAAUGGAGGGCUGCAGUGGGAGCCAGCGCUGUGCCUUAUCCUGGCCUGGCUGAUGGUGUAUCUGUGCAUCCUGAGAGGCACCGAGUCAACUGGCAAGGUGGUCUAUUUCACUGCAUCAAUGCCCUACUUUGUACUCAUCAUUUACCUGGUUCGAGGCCUCACACUCCAUGGAGCCACCAAUGGCCUGGCAUAUAUGUUUACACCCAAGAUGGAGCAUCUAGCUAACCCCAAGGCCUGGAUCAAUGCAGCCACACAGAUCUUCUUCUCACUGGGCUUAGGGUGUGGUGGUCUGAUUGCUUUUGCCAGCUACAAUGAACCCUCCAACAACUGCCAGAAGCAUGCCAUCAUUGUAUCCAUCAUCAAUAGUACUACUGCCAUAUUUUCCAGUAUUGUCACUUUCUCCAUCUAUGGCUUCAAGGCUACCUUCAACUAUGAAAACUGCUUAAACAAGGUGAUCCUGCUGCUGACCAAUUCUUUCGACCUUGAAGAUGGCUUUCUGACAGCCAGCAACCUAGAGGAGGUGAAGGACUACCUGGCCUCUACCUACCCAAACAAGUACAGUGAAGUGUUCCCGAACAUUAGAAACUGCAGCCUGGAAUCAGAGCUAAACACGGCCGUCCAGGGCACAGGCCUGGCCUUCAUCGUCUACACUGAGGCCAUCAAAAACAUGGAGGUGUCACAGCUGUGGUCAGUGCUCUACUUCUUCAUGCUGCUCAUGCUGGGGAUGGGAAGCAUGGUAGGGACAGGAACAGCGAUCCUCACCCCUCUGACUGACAGCAAGCUCAUCUCCAGCUACCUGCCCAAGGAGGCCAUUUCAGGUCUGGUGUGCCUCGUCAACUGUGCCAUCGGCAUGCUGUUCACCAUGGAGGCUGGGAACUACUGGUUUGACAUAUUCAAUGACUAUGCAGCCACGCUGUCCCUGCUGCUCAUUGUGCUGGUGGAGACCAUAGCUGUGUGCUAUGUGUAUGGGCUCAAGAGGUAAGGAGACCCCAGACCUUGCCUUCUAUAUGGGGCAGAUAAGCUGCAGGGCCACACUCAUGGGAGAGUCAUCUUUCCUCAGUGGGCAUACCAUUUUAGAUACCAGAACUGCCAGGCUGUUCUUUGUCCUCAGAUCUCAGCUAUCUCUUGCUUCCCCAGUUUGCCUGCAAUUAACAGCUGCUUUCG